GUAUCAUUUGUAACAUCACCAUUUCCUAAUCUCUACGUUAACUUAGAUCCUUCUUCUCAUUGGACUUCUCUCUUUUCGAUCUUCUACUUUUCCCUUUUCCCUUUUUCUUUUUUUAACUUUCAUUUUGUCUGCCUAAAUUGUUUGCUAAAUCAAACAACGUAAUAUUAGCAAGAUUAGCAAGAUGGAUAGCAAACUUUGGGCUUUGCUAACUCAUCUUCACUCUGCAACUGGGCCUGUGAUUAUGCUGCUCUACCCCUUGUAUGCGUCUGUGAUGGCGAUAGAGAGCCCAGGAAAAGAAGAUGAUGAGCAAUGGUUGGCGUAUUGGAUCUUGUACUCUUUUCUCACCCUUUCUGAAAUGGUUCUUCAGCCUCUACUUGAAUGGAUACCAAUUUGGUACACGGUGAAAUUGGUAUUGGUGGCGUGGUUGGUAUUACCACAAUUCAGAGGGGCAGCAUUCAUAUACCGAACCUUUGUGCGUGAGCAAAUCAGAAAGUAUGGUGGUAUCAAAGAUUACAGAGGCUUCAAUGCAAAGGGCAAAGUUAAGUGAUGAUUUCAUGUCAUUGACGACCACGUUUAAGAGCUUAAUUAGUGCCCUGUUUUUGCCUCAGUUUCGUUGGUUUUUUGGAUCGUGUAGUUUAUUAACGAUGAUUCACACUUUAAUAGGAAAGUGAAAUUGCGGUUUAAUUAAUCAUCAAGUCAAGGUGAAAAGCGAAGACUUCAUUAGGAUGUUUAUGUUCUGUUGUAUCAUACAAGUUACAAGGAUAUUUCGUUUUCUUCCAUUUGUAAUGGACAGUUGCCUUUGUCGUUGUCGUCUUUUUACUUUCCGAAAUCUUAAUGGGGAAAUUACGUCGUUUACUAA
Molecule: messenger RNA, 859 nt
Organism: Spinacia oleracea (spinach)
Lineage: Eukaryota; Viridiplantae; Streptophyta; Magnoliopsida; Caryophyllales; Amaranthaceae
Product: HVA22-like protein e
Exons: 4
Coding region: 182-547 (121 amino acids)
Source: RefSeq, a predicted model, not a curated record